AUGACGCGCCGCAUGAGCCUUCUUGUCUUCGCAGCUGUGGCUGCUGCAGCUGUGGCCGCCGAUGCCGCCGCAGAUGCCUGUGACCAAAGUGUCUUGUUGCAGACCCAGAAGACUCAGAAGACGGAGUCAGGAUGGGAUCCUACCAAAGACGAGUGCGCAGGUCGCGGCGGCACGGUGUGGGACGAUGCAGGGAAGCAUUGCAAGGAUGAUGAAGCUCCUGCGAUGCCGGACUGUGGGGGUGGCCCCCUUUCAUGUGAUGACCAUGGGUGCAAGUGCCAGGGGGAUGUCAAGGCCAAGACUUUGAAGGGCGGCUGCCCCGAAGGCACGAAACUGAAGCUUUCUAUUGAUGGGAGCGGAUGCGUGGAAGACAAGCCGGAGGAGCCGAAGGAGCCGAAGCCUGCGAGGUGCGAGUUCAUGGGCAAACUCUCGCACCUCAAGAAGGAGUAUGACUGCGGCGCCUACACUUCCGAGAAGGAAUGCUAUACCAAUCGUCUCAAAAACUGCGCAUGGAAACCAGCGGAGCCAUGA
Molecule: messenger RNA, 528 nt
Organism: Symbiodinium sp. CCMP2592
Lineage: Eukaryota; Dinophyceae; Suessiales; Symbiodiniaceae
Source: the annotation of a GenBank genome assembly